Cynara cardunculus var. scolymus (artichoke) is the source of this 600-nucleotide messenger RNA. RefSeq names its product probable transcription factor At2g01370. Gene Ontology annotation, biological process: regulation of DNA-templated transcription. Bases 1 to 600 code for a protein of 199 amino acids. The transcript has a single exon. Lineage: Eukaryota; Viridiplantae; Streptophyta; Magnoliopsida; Asterales; Asteraceae. Gene Ontology annotation, cellular component: nucleus. The record is from RefSeq and is a predicted model, not a curated record.
AUGGAUGACCCUUUCAGACCACCACAUUCUCACUUUUAUUCCGGUGGUUCCACCAGAAGCGGUUCCAGUGGUUCAACCAGCAAAAGAAAGAUUACCGAAUCAGAAGAAGAAGAUGUCGACAUUACCGGUCUUUCUACACCAACCAAACGUCAUCAAACCGAAUCAUCGUGGACCCGAAAAGAAACCGAAGAUACCGCCGCCACCACCACCACCACCACCAGUAUUUCACGUCGAUGGAAUGAACAAACCAGACCCAGUCCUUGUCCAUGGAGGAGAGAAGAGAUUAAUCUUUUGAAGGGCAUUCUUGACUUUUAUCACACUAAUGGGAGAUACCCAUAUCCUGACUCUAAUGACCUGCAAAAUUUCUUCAUAAAUUGGGUCCAAGAACGUGGGUUUUAUCGCGAUGCUAUGGAUUUGAACAGAAAAAUGGAGAGUUUGAACCUAAGAUUCUUGACGAAUACGGAGAAGAAAUCGAAUGGUGAAGAUAUUGAAGCUAAUAUGGAUCCUACUGAGAGAGAAAUCUUCCGAUUAUCAAAUAGGGUUUGGGGUAGAGAAAACGAUGAUGAUGCGAUGAUGGUGGAUUUGAUCCAAAUGAUGUAA